GGUAAGACAAAAAAAGUCCUUAGCAUAUUUUAUAAUAUUUAUUUUAAUGUGUGAUAAGAUAUAAAAGAUACAUUUUAAAUAAAACAUAAAAGAGAAGUGUAACAUUAAAUUGAAAGAAAAAGAAAAUUACAACAAAAAAAAAUAUAAAAAAAAAUAGAAUUUUUUUUUUAAAAACAUAAUUAAAAGGAAACAAACAUUUUAUUAAAUUCAGAAAAACUUAUAAAUUACAUGUUGUUUGGAAGAUGUCCAUUAGUCCAUAUAUUUUCAAUCAAAUCAUUUUUUAAUGUCGAUCUCGAUCCCAAUUCGAUUUUUCCGUAACGAAAACCCUUCAACCAUUCCCUUCCCGACACGUAUCACCUAAAGACAAAAAAAAAUAUGUUAGCUAAGGACAAAACGGACGCGUCCCAGCGUAUAUGAUACAAUUUUGAUUUAAAUUAAAUCUUUUACUCUCUAUGGACUAAAGCUAAUGACCCUGAUAAUGCUGCCCUUAUGCAACUUUAGAUUCGAUGAGACUUUUUCAUUAAGUUUCUCUAGUGUAAAUAUUGUUUUUUUCUUUCUUUUUGCUAAGAUUUCCACAAAUUAGGUUUAUGUAACCCUAAAACCUUCAUCUUGAUGAUAUUUACAUUCUAGCAAAAAAAAAAUUAAAGAACCUUGUGUUGAUGAAAGCAUCAUUUAUUUGAAACCCAAAUAAUAUAACACGCAAUAGUUAAAGCCCAUUGUAUAAAGCAAGGCAUUUAACUUUACUUUUCUUGCAAACCAAGCAAUAUCGUAAAGCCAACCAUACCAUCCUUCCAUAAAACGAUGAGUUCUCUAUAAAUGUAACGAAUGUUGUCUAUAGACAAAGACUUAAGUUUCCUAAAAUUAACAAAGAAAUCUCUAUGGAAAAUCUCAUCACCACUUUUCAUCCUACACAUUUCCUUCAAGAGUCUGGUCCCCAUUCCACCCAUUAUUAUUCAAGGAGAUGCGUUAUUUGUGAAAAAUGGAUGUCUCCAAAGUCUAAUUAUUUUUACUGUCGGUCAUGUGAUUUCUAUUUUCACAAAGAAUGUACAACCAGUUUGAUGGAGAAUCUGACAAUAGAUCGUCCAGAGACACAUGCACAUACGCUCACCUUCAUUCGCAAAAGGAACCCUUUCAACUGUGACGCUUGCGGAAGGGUCAGUAAGGAUGUGAUGAAUAUGUACGGAUGUUUGUCCUGCAAUUUCUUUAUCCACAGAGAUUGUAUGUAUUUACCAAAGGUUAUAAAGCUCACUCGUCACUCUCACCGCUUGUUUCAUACUUAUCAAGUUCCUGAUCACAACACGAAAUGUCGAAUAUGUUAUGACCCGUUUGUUUGCGGAAGUGGAGGAUAUAUUUGUAGUGACAAGACGUGUGAUUAUAAACUUCACUCGCAAUGUGCAACGCGUAAAGAGAUUUGGGAUGGCAAAGAUGUGGAGAGAGAACCUGAAGAAAUUAGUAACUCUGAAGAUGUUACGAUGAAGUUUUCAUCGUUGGAGGAGGUAGAUGGCAAAACACUCCGUCAUUUUAGUCAUCACCAUGAUUUAAUUAGGCUUUGUGUCAAUGGUGGAGAAGAAGAAAACAAAUGAGUAUGCCAAGCAUGCAUUCUUCGCAUUGGCUCUAAUAGUUUCUUGGGUUGUAAAGAAUGUGAUUUUGCACUCCAUGACACGUGUGCAAGGCUACCUCGGAAGAUGGAACACCUGUUUCACCGCCAUUCACUAACCCUAGAGGUGGACAUGAUGAACAUCAAAGAAGGGUUCUUCAGAUGUUCUAAAUGUGAACGAGAAUCAUGUGGUUUCAUGUAUUAGUGCUGCCAAGAGGAAUGUGACUUUAAAAUGGAUGAAAAGUGUGCUUCCCUUGCUGGUCCAUUAUACAGUGAAACCCACAAACACCCUCUCACUCUAUUAGACUAUGGGGCACGUUGUUACGAAUGCUAUGAAUGUCCAUUCUCUUUGGAUUCAAAACAAGCAACUUUGCCGGUGUUGGUAAAAUGCAACUAUGACAUUCAUCCACUUACCCUAUGUUUUGGUAGACAUAUUAUGUGCCCAUGGCGGCCCUUUUCUUGUGAAAUCUGUGAAAUAAGAAUAAAACCUGAUUAUCCGGAUUACGAAGAUCUCUACGGCUGCUUCGAUUGCAACACCCUUGUACACGUUGAGUGUGCAAUAGGGAAAUACCCGUAUCUGAAGCCUGGCCAUACGAUCAAACUGAAUGGUUUUGAGAUUGAGAUUGCAUCCAACAGUUUUUCUCGGCCUAUAUGUCACGCAUGUCACUCUACCUGCCAAGAUAAACUGGUUUUCGAGAAUAAGAGCAGUGCCAUCUCUUUCUGUUCUAUCAACUGUAUAACCUCUUCAUAGAAAAUAUUAUUAUAUAUUACUAAAUUACAAAUUAUAAAUAUUUUCAAGAAUGCUUUUAAAAUUAUAAAUUACUAAAUUACAAAUUAUAAAUUAUAAAAUAUUAUUUAACAUAUCAAUAUUAAAAAUGUACUAUAUAUCUAUGUUAAUAUUAAUUACACUUAAUUCUAUACCAUAUAAAAUAUUAUAUUUGUUUGUAUUAAUAAAAUUUAUUUAUGUAUUUGCUCCAAUUUAAUUAUGUACGUAAUAGUUACUGAAUUAUUAAUUAUUCAGUAUAUUUGUUUGUAUUAAUAAAAAAAAUUAUGUGUUUGCUCCAAUUUAAUUAUGUACGUAAUAGUUACUGAAAUAUUAAUUAUAUAGUAUAUAUUUAUUAUUUCAUAAUAUAAAAAAAAAUAUAAUACCAAAAAGUAAUUUAUGUAUAAUAUUCAUUUCGCGCAUGGAUAUUAAUCUAAUAUAUAUAUAUUUGUUGUACGCAUAUCCAAUACUUUUUAGUUUUGCUGUUUUCCCGUCCCCAAUUCCAUACCAGUAUCCGUCCAUGUAUCUAUCUCAGUGCAACAUAAGGUAUUCGGUGCAACAUAGAUAAGCAUGCACAUAUUCCACUGGUUUUAACUACAUCCAAUUUGGUCUGAGAUGUAUUUGAGUAGAACCUACCAGCCUUAUAUCAUAUAUAUUAUUAUACAAAAUCUCAAUGAUUCGCAUGUUGUAAAGAGAGGGGAGAGAUCAACGAGAGAAACAUGAAGCUCACUGUCUCCAAUGUUGUUAAACGUCCUGAACGUUCGACUUAAGGGCAUCAAGCCAAGUAGCCAACUGCCAGUAAUCACUUACUAACAUAAACACUAAACAUUCAAUGAUCCAUACAAAGCGUAAAAGAAGGUAUUUUUUUUAUAAUUGCAAUGCAGAAGUGAAGUUGAAUCAAAAGAAGAAUCCCAUAAACAUAAUUCUAAUCAGUUAACAUAUUGGUCCCUUUGUAUCUAUAAAAAUAAAUAUGUUCUCGAACACUGUUAAUAUUACAGAUUAGGUCUUACUUUCACCUCAUUGUUAUUUUACUAUCAAAUAAUUUUGUAAUAUAAAGUAAAAAAUCAUCAACCCCAAGAAAAUAUAUUGAUUAAUUAAUCAGUUUAGUUGAGUUAUGUAUUAAAAAAAAUAUACUUCAGGAGUGCAAUUUAUCAAAGUACACGGCGAGCCCUGAAAUCUCAAACAUGGAAGUCUCCGCCUCAACGGGGCAACACAAACGAAGACUCCUAAUUCUGCAGUUAACAACAGAUUUUAGACAAAGUUAAGAACCUUGCGUUGAUGAAAGCAUCACUUAAAGUGAUUACUAGGUACGGUAUUCGAAACCCACAUAAUAUGACACGCAAUACUGUAAAGAAAGGCCUAAUUAAAGGAAGGCAUUAACUUUACUUUUCUUGCAAGCCAAGCAAUAUCUUAAAGCCAACGGUACCUUCCUUCCACAGAAGGAUAGUGAGUGUCGUCUAUAAAUAAAGACUGAAGUUUCCUAAAAGUAACAAACAAACCCCUAUGGAAAACCUCUUCACCACUUUUCGUCUUACACAUUCCCUUGAAGAGUUUGGUCCCGAUUCCACCCAAAUUGAUGUAGUAAAUGAAUGCUUUAUUUGUAAAAUAAAGAUCUAUUACAAGUCCAAUUGUUUUCGUUGUCGUCUAUGUGACUUCGGUUUUCACAAAGAAUGUCAGACUACUUUGAUGGAGUCGAAUCUGACAAUAGAUCGUCCAUAGACACAUGAACAUACGCUCACCUUCAUUCGCAAAAUGAACUCUUUCAACUGUGAUGCUUGCGGAUUGGUCGAUAAGUACGAGAUAAAUAUGUACGGAUGUUUGCCCUGCAACUUCUUUAUCCACAGAAACUGUAUUUAUUUACCAAAGGUUAUAAAGCUCACUCGUCACUCACACCGCUUGUUUCAUACUUAUAAAGUUCCCGAUUGUAACACAAAAUGUCGACGUUGUGAAAACACGUUUGUUCCCGGAUGCGGAGGAUAUAUUUGUAUUGACAAGACGUGUGAUUAUAAACUCCAUUCAUAUUGUGCAACGGAUAAAAACACGUGGGAUGGCAGAGAUGUGGAGGGAGAACCUGAAGAAACCAGUAACUCUGAUCAAGAUGUUACGUCGUUGAAGGAGGUAGAUGGCAAAACGUUUCGCCAUUUUAGUCACCAGCAUGAUUUAAUGAGACUUUGUGUCAAUGGUGAGAAAGAAGAAGGCGAAGAACGAGUAUGUCAAGCAUGCAUCCUUCCUGUUGACUUUGAUUGUUUCUUGGGUUGUAAAGAAUGUGAUUUUGCACUCCAUGAUACUUGUGCAAGUCUGCCUCGGAAGAUGGAACACACCUUUCACCGCCAUCCAAUAACCCUAGAGGUGGACAUCGAAGAAGGGUUCUUCCGUUGCUCUAAAUGUGAACGAGAAUCAUGUGGUUUCAUGUAUCGGUGCUGCCAAGAGGAAUGUGACUUUAAAAUGGAUGCAAAGUGUGCUUCCCUUUCUGAUCCAUUAUACAGUCGAACCCACGAACACCCUCUCAGUCUAGCAGAUUAUGGGGCAAGUUGUUACAAAUGCAGUUUCUAUUUGGGUCCAAACCGGGUAAGUCUGCCAGUGUUGGUAAAAUGCAACUAUGACACUCAUCCACUUACCAUAUGUUUAUUUGAAUCAAUUAAAUCAUGGGUAUGGCCGCCGUUUCAUUGUGAAAUCUGUGAAAUAAGAAUAAAACCUAAAUAUCCUGAUUAUGAAGAUAUCUACGGCUGCUUCGAUUGCAACACCGUUGUACACGUCGAGUGUGCAAUAGGGAAAUAUCCGUUUCUGAAACCUGGCCAUACGAUCAAACUGAAUGGUUUUGAGAUUGAGAUUGCAUCCAACAGUCUUUCACGGCCUAUAUGUCAUGCAUGCCACUCUACCUGCCAAGAUAAACUGGUUUUCAAGAAUAAGAGCAGUGCCAUCUCUUUCUGUUCUAUUAACUGUAUAACAACCUCUUCAUAGAAAACCCUAUUAAGAGCAGUGUGUAGAGUGCUUGCGUAAAAAUAAGUUUACAUACUUCUCCUCGCAUAUAUAUUUACUUCAAACUUCUAAUCUCUUUUAUUUAUUGUUGAUGAAGUCUGUAUGAUAAAUAAGAUAUUGCUUUGCUUUCAUUUCAGUUGUAAAUUAAACUACCAUGAAUCGAAUAAAUUUGUAAGAUAACUUCGAAAAUCGUUUUCUUCAAGAAAUAGAUUGUAUGUUAAGUUAUCUUCUCUAAUAUAUUAGAUUAUGAAAAUAUACUUACCGCUUCAUGGUCGAAUCCUGUCCAACCAUCGGAUCUGUCCGGUUUUUAAAACACUGUGUUUAAGAAAAUAGAUUAUACUUAAGUUAAUUAUCUUCUAUACUGAAUUUUGAAAACAUACACAAAUCAUAGAUAACAGUGAACAUAAUUUUUUAGCUUUUUUGGUGAAAACAAACUAAAAAAAGUUAUCACUGAAAAUUUAUCUAUUUAUUAUACAGCAAAUCUAAAAUAAUACGACUACUGGCAAAUAUAUAAUUAAUUACAUAUCUUUUAAAUAAAACUGAAGAAAUUCCUAGUGACUCAUUUCGGACCAUAAGAUCCAAAACCCGAAAAGUAGGUUCUGCUCUUCGCAGUCCGUCCUUCUUUCAACACUGCGGUAAACUUCUAGACUAGGUUGCACGGGUACUCCAAAUUGGUGCCGUCUCAUGUAUCGGGUUCGUCGGGGGACGGGGACGUCUCGGGUACGCCUAGGAAACGUCCCCAAUAUGUGUGAGGUGAACCCGGGACGUCAAGACUCAAUGGGUACGGGCUUGGUCAGAGAAAGAGACGUUCCAGAAACGUUUCCGCAGAAAAUAGACGUAUCCAUCUGAAUUUUUGUGUUAUAAGAAGUGUAAAAAAAUAAACCAUAUAUGUUUUUAACCUUUAAUGUGUUUAUUCCAUUAAUUUUGAAAAGAUCAAAAGUUGUAAUUAAAAAAAAUAAUAGUGUCUCUCUCUUCGAUUCUUCCACUCUCACUUUAGUCUCUUGCACUUCCAUCUUCUUUCUCUUUGAAACUCAAGUCUCGACCAUAUCUCUCUCUGUGAUAUAUCAGCAACAGAAAACAGACGCACUUUCCUUCCCUCCUUGUCUCUUUGUUGUUUAUAUCACAAGCAAAACGCGUAAGCAUUUUCUUUACCUUUUUCUUGUAAUCUUAUCUUACGAAAAUAAUUCAUAUACAAUGUUUCUGAGUUUUUUAUACAAAGAUGUGACUGUCAGUUUAUAUGUAUCAUAUAUUUUUUUAGCUUAUUCUGUUGCUGUUUAGUAUUUUGAUCAAGUGUAUUUGCUGCUGUUUCUGUUGUUGUCUAGUAUUUUUAUCAAGUGUGUUUGCUAUUGUUUCUGUUGAUGUCUAGUAUUUUGAUUAAGUGUGUUUGCUGCUGUUAAAACUUAUGUUUCAGAUUUUAACAUUUUGACUUAUGGAUAUUUUUAUAAUUUCUUAUAAUAUGGUCGCCGUUUCUAUACCGUAACCGUAUCUACAAAUUUUAAGUUUGACGUUUUCCAUCCCCGCUCCCGUCCUAGUUUCUGGUCUCCGUCCCGGUCCCGGGGCUGCUUAGCUUCUAGAUGCUUCAUCGGCUUUCAUUCUUCUGAUACAAAGUGUGUUUAUUGAAAUUGUUGAGGUUUAAAAGUGAAUCUAGAGAAUUGAAGAGACCAAGUGAAGUGUAACUAGAGUUGUUUGGAAGAUGUUCUAGAUGGUAGUGUAAGGUUGGAAGGAAGUUGAGUUUUGAAGAUGUUGAAAUUUGUAAGGGUUGAGGGCAAGUGCUUGCUUUUAUCAAUGAUGGCUCAAAUUAAGAGCCCGGGUUAAUCAUGCUCUAAGACUUUAAAGUCUCGGCCUCAAUGGGGCAACACAAACGAAGACUCCCGAUUCUGCAGUUAACAACAUACCUCGGACAAAGUUAAAGAACCUUGCGUUGAUGAAAGCAUCACUUAAAUGAUUACUCGUUCGCUAUUCGAAACCAAAAUUAUAUGACAUGCAAUAGUGUAAAGCCGCCCAUUGGAUAAAGCAAGGCAUAAACUUUAUUUUCCUUGCAACCCAAGCAAUAUCUUAAAAGUCAACAAUACGUUCCUUCCACAGAACGAUGAAUUCUCUAUAAAUGUAAUGACUGAGGUUUACUAAAAGUAACAAACAAACCCCUAUGGAAAACCUCAGCACCACUUUUCAUCCUAAACAUGUCCUUGAAGAGUAUGGUCCAGUACAUCCCAAUGACGGUGCAAAGAUAUGCAUAAUUUGUGAAACAUGUAUCUCUUCUCGGCCUAAUUAUUUUUAUUGUCGUGUAUGUGACUUCUUUUUUCACAAAGAAUGUCACACUACUUUGAUGGAGUCAAAUCUGACAAUUGAUCGUCCAAGGACACAUGAACAUAAGCUCACUUUCAUUCGCAAAACGAACUCUUUCAACUGUGAUGCUUGUGGAGAAGUCCGUAGCAAGAAGAUGAAUAUGUACGCAUGUUUGCCCUGCAACUUCUUUAUCCACAGAAACUGUAUCUAUUUACCAAAGGUUAUAAAGCUCACUUGUCACUCACACCGCUUGUUUCAUACUUAUCACGUUCCUGAUUGUAACACGGGCUGCUCACUUUGUUUUGCCUCGUUUGUUUCGGGAUGCGGAGGAUAUAUGUGUAUUAACAAGACGUGUGAUUAUAAACUCCAUUCAUAUUGUGCAACGCAUGAACUGAUUUGGGAUGGCAGAGAUGUGGAGGGAGAACCCGAAGAAACCAGUAACUCUGAAGAUGUUACGUCGUUGAAGGAUGUAGAUGGCAACACGUUCCGCCAUUUUAGUCACCACCAUGAUUUAUUGAGAUUUUGUGUCGAUGGUGAAGAUGAAGGAGACGAACGAAUAUGUCAAGCUUGCAUCCUUCCCAUUGACUUUGACAGUUUCUUGGGUUGCAAAGAAUGUGGUUUUGCACUCCAUGACACUUGUGCAAGUCUGCCUCGGAAGAUGGAAUACCAGUUUUACCGCCAUCCGCUAGCCCUAGAGGUGGACAUCGAAGAAGGGUUCUUCAGCUGUUCUUAAUGUAAACGAGAAUCAUGUGGUUUCAUGUAUCGGUGCUGCCAAGAGGAAUGUGAGUUUAAAAUGGAUGCAAAAUUGUUUCAAAAAAAAAAAAAAAAAAAUGGAUCCAAAAUGUGCUUCCCUUGCUGAUCCAUUAGACAAUGGAAUCCACGAACACCCUCUCACUCUAACAAACUAUGGGGCAAAUUGUAAUAAAUGCCGUUUCUAUUUGGGUUCAAAACAGGUAAGUCAGCCAGUGUUGGUAAAAUGCAACUAUGACAUUCAUCCACUUACCCUAUGUUUAUUUGAAUCAACUUUAUUUAUGGUCGCAUGCAUGUCCGUUACGUUGUGAAAUCUGUGAAAUAAGAAUAAAACCUAAGUAUCGGGAUUACCAAGAUAUCUACGGCUGCUUCGAUUGCAACACCGUUGUACACGUCGAGUGUGCAAUAGGAAAAUACCCGUUUCUGAAACCUGGCCAUACGAUCAAGCUGAAUGGUUUUGAGAUUCAGAUUGCAUCCAACAACAGUCUUUCUCGGCCUAUAUGUCAUGCAUGCCACUCUACCUGCCAAGAUAAACUGGUUUUCAAGAAUAAGAAAAAUGUCACCAUCUCUUUCUGUUCUAUCAACUGUGUAACAACCUCUUCGUAGAAAACCCUCCUCCAACCAUAACUUCUACCUUUCUCAUUUUAUUUUACUGUUGAUCAAGUCUGUAUGACAAUAAGACCUUGCCUUGCUUUGCUUUCAGGUUAUUUGUAAGUUAAACUACCAUCACUCGAAUAAAUUUGUAACGAUAACUUUAUAGAAAACUAGGUGAUAACCCGCGCCGUGCGCGGGGUGUAAAAUCUAUAAAUAAAAUUUGAUUUGAAUAAUGUACGUUGAUUAGUGGUUAUUAAACGUCUAAAAUAAUUAGAGUUUAUAUUACGUUGAUUAGUGGUUAUUGAACGUCUAAAAUAAUGAAAAAAUAUAUUUUUGUAUCUACGCAUAAUAAUUACAAUUCAAAAUAUAGCGCAAACGGAUUGGACCCGUAUUAUAAAAUUAAGAUAUAAGGCCACAAAAGAUUGUACACCAUACUGUAUUGUAUCUAACUUAUUGGGCUUACAAUAUCAAAUGGGCUAUGUUUUUGUUUUGUUCUCUGUUUACUCAAGAGAAACGACAGAAAAAAAAAAUCUCUACGGUGUUUCGAUGGUCGCAAUAGAAAGGGGAUAAGGGUUUCUCAAUUCGGAGUGGACCCAACCAGCGAAAAAGAUUCGAUGGCUUAAACUGGUUCGCUUUCUUCAGCGAGGGUUCGUUUAUCUCGCAAACCAACCGCUUCACCUUAGUCAAUUCAGUCCCACCAAUAGCAUUCAUAUAGCAAGAAGAUGACUUCAUAUUUGCAGAAGGUAUGUUCUCUCCAAAUACGUAUUGAAUGAAGAGCUUCUCCGUUGUACAGAAGAUCACAAUAACAGAAAAAGUGGAUGCAGAAUUUUGGAAACAUUUGCUUGCUAACAAAGAAGAGGAUGAAUAAAAUAGAACAUCACAAUAGCCAAAUGCCAAAGGAAAACGUGUCGACAAAGCAAAUCAAAACCACAUCCAAUUGCGGUUUUUCUUCGAGGCUCAUGUUUAAGUUAAGGAUGUUAAAUUACCAGUUACACUGAUCUUGCCCCAUUUCAUAUGUUCAUUCAGUUUUUCGUAUAAACAUUUUAUUGAAUUUCGAAUGUUCAAUGACAGGCUCUUGUUUAAGUUAAGGAUGCUAAAUUAUAAUGUUCACUGAUAUUGCCCCAAUUCAUAUGUUCAUUCAGUUUUUCGUAUAGUUGUAACGGACACCACCUGUCAAACAUUUUAAAAAGAAAUAAGAGUUAUUAGUGUAACUGGUUUAAUGAAGAACCUGAUUAUUAGUGUAACUGGUUUGAAGAAGAACCAGAAUCAUUGAUUGGGGCGUAACUUUCGUAAUCAUUCAUUAUACGUAUAUUAAUAUAGAAUAACUUGUCGGUAGUUUAAAUAUAAGUUGGUCCAUACGACCAAAAAAUGUAAUCUCUAGUGAAAAAAAAAGCAUUUAAUGUGUACUCUGAGGAAGGCUGUCAAGCUGACACGUCAGCUUUGUACUUUAAGAUGAGUUCUUUUUUGUCGCAAUAUAUUGGCUCUUUGAUUCCUUGCUUCCCUUUGAAUUGUAUUUUGUGUAUUAGUUAUGUCCACAAAUACAUUUGGAUGGUCUCCAUGUCUGUGGGUUAAACCCACUUGAGGUAUAUGCGGAUUACCAAUGAUGGGAAGACUGUUAUUGAUCUCUGAAACCAAAAAAACUCAUCAUAACUAUUGCAUCCCUAAAAUCCGAAUAACAUUAUAAUAUGACAUGUAAUUAAUCAAACCUUGUCUCCGCCUUUUAGUUGGCAGUUGGACACCAGCAGUUUCAUCUGUAGCUUUCUUCUUUCUUCGAUGCAUGAUUUAUCUAACAAAGAAAAAAAUCGUUGUUGUAGAUUUGUUAGGCUAAUGUAUACGCUCUUCAAUUCUUAUGACUUCGAAGUAUUAGGCAUGUGUUGUAAGAAUUCCUAUAUCAUUCAAUCUACUUUGAUGCAGCAAGUAACACGUUAAAGGAAAGAAGAUAACUUAUAAUCGGAGAAAUUGUUAAACUUAAUUAAGUAGUGACUCUCAAGAAAAGAAACAAAAUAUCUCAUGUUGAAGUUGCCUUCUUUUCGUAUAUUAAUAUAUUUAAUAUAUACUUAAUAUCAAGUGUUGCGUAAUAUCUAAUGCAGGAACGAUUUGGAUCGCACAUAUAUUUUUCAAUGCACAAAUGGAUAUUAAGGGCUACAAAACUCAAAUGCAACCCUAGCCGCGCAACACUAAAUACAUAAGGCUUAUCUCACAGGAACAACUAAGAACGGUGCUGGAUUAAUUCCAGAAUGGAUCAGAUAUUGCAGAUAGACGUAUACGAUUACAGAAGACAUCAUUAUAUAAGAUCAGAGGAAAACGUGUCGACAAAGCAAAUCAAAACCACAUCCAAUUGCGGUUUUUCUUCGAGGUAUAUUAACAAUGUUUUUCGGUUAAGCUAUCCAGUGGUUAACGAUUUUGAGAGUUUAAAAAAUUAAAAACUAUCAUACAUGACCUUUAAACUAUCAUACAUGACCGUUAUAACCUAAGUUUAGUAGAACUUGAGAAAAACAAAAAAAAAAUUUGCGAUGUUUAUUAUUAAUUAUACAUGAACAAAUAAAUAUUUGCUACAAAAAUUAGUUGAGCAUCGAUGGUUUUAUUGAUCGUACAUCACUUGAACUAAGAUCAAGUUUUGAUCCAUGUGUUACACUUUCUGAUAAACAUAUAUAAACAGUUUUUGAAUUUCGUAUGUUCAAUGACAGGCUCAUGUUUAAGUUAAGGAUGUUAAAUUACCAGUUACACUGAUCUUGCCCCAUUUCAUAUGUUCAUUCAGUUUUUCGUAUAAACAUUUUAUUGAAUUUCGAAUGUUCAAUGACAGGCUCUUGUUUAAGUUAAGGAUGCUAAAUUAUAAUGUUCACUGAUAUUGCCCCAAUUCAUAUGUUCAUUCAGUUUUUCGUAUAGUUGUAACGGACACCACCUGUCAAACAUUUUAAAAAGAAAUAAGAGUUAUUAGUGUAACUGGUUUAAUGAAGAACCUGAUUAUUAGUGUAACUGGUUUGAAGAAGAACCAGAAUCAUUGAUUGGGGCGUAACUUUCGUAAUCAUUCAUUAUACGUAUAUUAAUAUAGAAUAACUUGUCGGUAGUUUAAAUAUAAGUUGGUCCAUACGACCAAAAAAUGUAAUCUCUAGUGAAAAAAAAAAGCAUUUAAUGUGUACUCUGAGGAAGGCUGUCAAGCUGACACGUCAGCUUUGUACUUUAAGUUACAACUUAAAAAAUGCUUCCCAAUUAAUAGAAAGGGGAUACCUUCAAGAUAGUAUAUUACAGUUAUGUUAAAUUUAUCUAAAAAAUACUCCCAUCAUCAUUUAAACUUGUACACAAUGAUUUAAAAACUUCUCUAACCACAUGAUUAAAUAACAAAUUCUCCAUGUAAUAAACAGAACAUUAUUACAUAAGAUUUUGGGUUUUUUGUUUAAUGGCAAAAAAAGUUGAUAAAGAAAACAAAAAAAAAGGACUUGGAUGCAAAACAUAAAUAUGCAAAUAAAAACUGAAUGGACCCCCACUCGUGCCGGACCAUAAAGUAGGUUCCUGCUCUCUCUCUCUCUCUCUUCGCCGUCCUUCCUUCUUUCAACACUUUCCCGAGCUGUGGUAAUAAGCUUCUAGAUGCUCUCAUUCUUCAUCUAUCUUUUUCGUCGAUUAACGACUCGAACACGUAGUAGAUCAUCGGAAAAUUUUGUUUCUUUUGGUUCGCAACCUUCGCCAUGAUUGCAGGUUCGGUGGAUAAUUGUUUGUGGCGGAAUACAAGAGGUAAUGUAGGAUGUGUACAGUUUCUAGAUAGCGAAUGUGUGGACUUUUUUUUUGUUUUCAGAUCUCUUUGCAAUAGAUUGAAUCUGCUCUUUCUUUUUCUUUCUUUUUUAACUUGUAGGAUUUACUAAUUUGUUCUUCUCUGCUUACCUUUAAUCUCCUUUCUCCAGGCACAUGUCCUCUCAAGGAUAUGUACCUUCCGAAGGAGUAUUAUACUGGGUGAGCAUGCUCAGUAGUUAGGACAUUUAAAUGCUUCAGUUAGAUCGUGUCUCUAUCUUAUCGUUUUCUCUUUUUGGCUUCGUUGUGAAUCCUGUUUUGUCUUCUAUUAGAUUAUUUCUUCAUAGCCCAUUCCUACAUCUGCAGCUCAUGAAAUUCUUUCAUUUAUAACAAGUUUCUAAAAAUGUCUUGAUGCUGUAAAUUCUCAAAUGGUUAUUUCUGCACUUGAAAAUCCAGCGUUCGUAUAGUACACCUAAAACUUCAUACUCCUCUAGUCAUUUUUAGUGAUAGUGAUAUGUUCCAUGUUCGAUCACAUUCAAAGAGUGUUUAUUGAAGUUGUUGAGGUUUAACAGUGAAUAUAGAGAACUGAAGAGGCCAAUGAAGUAAUUAGAGUUCUAUUUAAUUCUGUUUUCUUAUCACAGGUCUGUCUCACCUCAGGAUAGACGAUAUGAGAAGGAGAGGUCAUACUCUCGCUCACCACCAAAAAAUUGCUCAAGUGGGAGUCAUGGGAGGGUGAGGAGCCGUAGCCCAAGAAGUGUAAGCGUGAGCCAAGGAAGAAGUGUAAGCCCGAGAAGAACACAGGAGCUAUACACGCCCGAACAAGCCAGGAGGCCGGUUGCUAGGCAGAGCAGGAGCAGGAGUCUAAGCCCUCGUGGAGAAAGAAAUGGAGACCGUUCUCCAAGUCAGUGAUUUUCACACACACCCAUGUAUCUCUCUCUCUACACACCAGUUCUGCAGUCUUUUUGUUUUUGAUAAAGUUUCAAAGACUAUCUGUGUUUUUGUUUUAUGUUUUGAUUAAUGAAUGAACUUAAAAGACA
Molecule: messenger RNA, 13729 nt
Organism: Brassica rapa (field mustard)
Lineage: Eukaryota; Viridiplantae; Streptophyta; Magnoliopsida; Brassicales; Brassicaceae
Source: RefSeq, a predicted model, not a curated record